AUGGCUGGGUUGGUGGACACGGGUUUCUCAGGGUCCAACUUUACGCAGUCCAAUAAUAGACAAGAUUGGACCCGCAUUUGGGAGCACAUAGAUAGGCUGCUCAGUGAUCGAUCGGCGGAGGAUAUGGGUAUCAAUUUCAAGGUCCACCAUUUGGGUAGGGCUACUUCUGAUCACGCUCUCUUGCUACUAUUGGCAGUCACUCGCUUGAAUACCUCUCCCAAACCAUUUUAUUUUUUGAACUGUUGGACCACGCAGGAGUCUUUCCUGGAUGUAGUUUGGCAGAAUUGGCAUGUGGAGUCACGGGAGACCCCCUGUACGUUUUGGCCGCUAAAUUGGGUCGUGUUAAAAAGACGCUUAAGGCAUGGUCGAGGGAGUUUUGGGGAUAUCUUCGAGAAGGUGAAAAAGGCAGAGGAGGAAGUGGCCCAGGCUGAAUGUUGCUUCGACGAGAACUGGUUAGAGAUGCAACAAGUGCGUCCAAAUGAGAGACGAGUUUUGCUCACCCAUGGGCAGGUGACCGAAGACAUGUUUUGGCACCAAAAAGCCAGGGCGGAAUGGUUAACAGAUGGGGAUAAGAAUACCAGGUUCUUUCAUGCUUGUGUGUCGGAGCGGAUGAAAAAGUCUAUGAUCCAUCGAAUAAAAUUGCAAUGCGGGGAGUGGCUGGAAAGGGAGGACGACAUCGCUAAGAAGGCAGUCUCCUUUUUUCAACUCCUGUUCUCGGAUCAGUCAGGGUUGAGUUCCGCUCCAGUGCCGGAUGUGAUCCCCAAACUGCUCUCUGAGCAGGAGAACCUCGAGUUGGAACAUCACCCCUCUCUUGAGGAGGUUAAGGACGUGGUGUUUUCAUUGGAUCUCGAUAGUACUGCUGGGCCUGAUGGGUUCUCGGGGAGGUUUUUUACCCUUGCAUGGGAGAUUGUUGGGGAAGAUGUUUUUGAGGCGGACUUCUCACAAUAUCGACCAAUUAGCCUUUGUACGUUUGUGAAUAAGAUUAUCUCUAAACUGCUUGCAAGGAGACUGGCGAGGGUUUUGCUGCUCUUGAUUUCGGAUAACCAAAGCAGCAUUGUUCAGGGUUGUCAAAUUUUGGAUAACUUUCUGUUGGCCCAAGAGUUAGUUUCUGGUAUUCGGAGGUCGAAUAGAGGAGGUAACGUGGUCCUUAAGCUAGAUAUGGCAAAGACCUAUGAUAGGGACACCGAAGGGGUUCUUUACAUCUUCCAGGGGCUACGCCAAGGGGACCUCAUAUCACCAACUCUAUUUAUUUUGGCGGUAAAAGUUCUAUCUCGUUCGAUAAAUGCGUUGCUGGCAGAUAGGGGGUUUAUUCCGUUCAAGGUUCCCAGAGACUACCCUAACAUUUCUCACCUAGCUUACGUAGAUGAUGUAAUGAUUUUCAGUAACGGGUUGAAAGAGGUCUUUAAAGAUGGUUAUGCGCUCUUUGGAAGCUUACUGUAA
Molecule: messenger RNA, 1440 nt
Organism: Coffea eugenioides
Lineage: Eukaryota; Viridiplantae; Streptophyta; Magnoliopsida; Gentianales; Rubiaceae
Exons: 3
Coding region: 1-1440 (479 amino acids)
Source: RefSeq, a predicted model, not a curated record